AUGGCUGCUCAUUCGCUCAACUCGGCCCUCUUGACACCGAAAAGUCCAGAUCUGCACCCUACCCACCUGGAGCCUCAGCAGGAAGGCUUCGGCAACCCCGCUUCUUCGAUUCCUUCUGGGAACCUUUAUGCUUACUCACCACCAAGAGGGGCGCCACUGGCCCGCAUCGAGUUCGAGGCACACAUAUUUCCACAGAAUGCUUACUACCAACAUCAUGCAUCUUUCGACGACUUGGAAGCAUCAGCCAACAACGGUUGUGAUUUUUGUGGACUUAUCCUCGAAUGCUUCCAACGAAGUAUCAGCGAAGACGAACGCCCUUCGCUAUGGCCUUAUGAAUGGGACCCGGAACAGCCGCUGUCGCGACCAACUGGCUCAGACACCAUGUAUGCCGUCGCCAAGUCGCUCAGUGUUUCCGAUAUAAAGCUAUGCGUGAACGCCACUCAUCUCUAUCUUGGCCAGGGGAUCAAAAAGGCACGAGUCUUUGACGAGAUCCUGGUUCAAGUCGGCCCAUUGCCUGCGGUAAAUGACGAUGAUGUAGAGCCAGAGUGGUCAAUGCCUCAGUUACGACUGACUUUGGAGUCCCCCAGAGAUGAGAAAUUUUUCAUUGGCGACUUUCGCGUGGAGAAGCUCCACGAGCUCCCGACCAGAGUUAUGGACGUGGGCGACUCCCUAGAGUCAAGCAGUGUAUCGCUGUUCCUGUCACGGGGAUUCAAGGCCGACUACGCAGCUCUCAGCCAUUGCUGGGGUGGUGCCAUAUCCCCCCUGUUGACGACCGAGAGGAUGCAUGCUUUUCAAGAAUGCAUCCAGAUGGCAACAUUACCUGCCAACUUCCGCGAUGCUAUCACUAUUACUCGCAAUCUCGGCAUCCGGUAUCUCUGGAUCGAUUCUCUCUGCAUUCAGCAAGACUCAAAGUCGGAUUGGGAACGUGAAUCCAAGAUGAUGGGAUCGGUAUACCGCAACUCUACGGUCACAAUCUCUGCAAUGGUCUCCAGCGGCAGUAAGGAGGGGAUCCUGAAGUGUGAUACUCGUGUCGCGACAUACCCCAAGGGUACAUCCUUGCCACUUUCAAGCCAGGGAAACGAGAGCUGCAGUGAAUGCCCCCAGGUCACCGUUUAUCCUCUCAGGGACCCGAGCCAAGAGACCAUCCGCGGUUUGGACCUUGGCUGUGCUUUGACGUAUCGAGGAUGGACACUGCAGGAGUACUUGCUGUCUCCACGACACAUCAUGUACGGCAAAGACAUGCUUUACUGGAGAUGUCCUGGGACGUUUCUCUCCUCCGACGGCCUCCCUCCCGGAAACAGGACGCCAGACAGAACAUACCCUACCAUGUCUCGGGUCAUAUACUCGGAUAUUCUGCAUCAUCAUCAGCCACCAGCGUCGGACAUGAAUAUCCUGUUUGUGGAGUACUAUCAGCUCGUCGGCGCCUAUUCGGCGAGGAGGUUGACCUAUGGCUCUGACAAACUUCCAGCCUUCUCUGGCCUCGCGCAGAGGCUCCAUCCCGUCAUCGGAGGAGACUACCUUGCGGGCAUUUGGACCGCCGACUUCCGACGAGGACUGAUGUGGACGGCCGACCCCACGCACUGCCCCCAUGCCGAGGGCGACUACCGUGCACCGUCGUGGUCAUGGGCAGUUACCGACGAACAAGUCCUGUACGGCUCGGGAUGCAGCUCGACAUUGGAGCCAAGCCCCUCCAGCGCCAACUUGAUCGACUACAGCGUCGAACCACGGGUUCCCGGCAACCAGUAUGGAGAGAUUCGCAGCGCCUCCAUCGUCCUCGAGGCCUUGACCAAGCCCCUCGUGCGAAGCAGCCAAGUCGUCAAUGGACUUGCAGAUCCGGACGGGGUUGGGGUGGUGAUCUUUGAUGAGAGCACCGUCUCCAAAGACUCUCUGAGAAUGACCCAUACGACGCUUUUCCAGGCGAAGGCCGAGUGUGACGAUUACUUGCUUUCGGUAAUCACCAGGCCCGGGGCCGAUUCCGACUGGGAGAUCGAUGACGAGCUCUUUGUAGAACAAGACUACCUCCUCCUGCUCGUCCACACGGACGACAAUGCGCCAGAGGAUCCAGAAUCGUCCAACUCUGGUGCGCUGUGCUUGGUUGUGCGACCCGUGGGAGGAAACGACCACUCUUCUGACACGUUCGAGAGGAUGGGGACCGCAUUUCUGGGGCCACCGAGCCUGGAAUGGCUCAAGACGUGGAGACGUCGAGUCCUGACCCUGGUGUGAAUACGAGAGGAUACGGACGUGGGUCGGGAGAGACUGGGUUAGUGUGGGCCACGUGGGGGUUCGCUCGUCACUUGCCGAGCGUGUUGUGU
This is a messenger RNA of Pyricularia oryzae 70-15, 2312 nucleotides long. RefSeq lists its product as uncharacterized. The coding region runs from base 1 to 2223 and encodes 740 amino acids. NCBI's taxonomy places the organism in Eukaryota, Fungi, Ascomycota, Sordariomycetes, Magnaporthales, Pyriculariaceae. The transcript has 4 exons. The record is from RefSeq and is a predicted model, not a curated record.